Salvelinus namaycush (lake trout) is the source of this 4734-nucleotide messenger RNA. Its product is annotated as sodium-dependent serotonin transporter-like. Lineage: Eukaryota; Metazoa; Chordata; Actinopteri; Salmoniformes; Salmonidae. Gene Ontology annotation, cellular component: membrane; neuron projection. The record is from RefSeq and is a predicted model, not a curated record. Gene Ontology annotation, biological process: serotonin uptake; sodium ion transmembrane transport. Gene Ontology annotation, molecular function: serotonin binding; serotonin:sodium:chloride symporter activity. The coding region runs from base 20 to 1954 and encodes 644 amino acids. The transcript is spliced from 13 exons.
CUAACCACCGGCCAUCGCCAUGGAGAUGAAACAGUCAAUGAUGGUGGACAGAGAGAACGAAGGAGGAGAGAAAGAGAAAGGGGAGGAGUCAUCGCAGGAGAACGGCAGACUCAUGCUGGCUGACGGAGGGGUGGCAGAGAAGGGGGGCCCCAAAGUGAACUCUGGUGGGGGGUCAGGAGGGGUGUCCAACGGGUACCCCACGUCCACAGCACCGAGCCCCAAGGAGGGAGCGGGGGGUGUACCCGCAGGGGCCCUCAGGACUCUGGUGGUCCAGCAGACCAGUCUGGACCAGCCCCGGGAGACCUGGAGCAAGAAGAUGGACUUUCUGUUGUCUGUGAUUGGCUACGCCGUGGACCUGGGAAAUGUGUGGCGCUUCCCCUACAUCUGCUACCAAAACGGAGGAGGUGCCUUCCUGCUGCCCUACAUGUUGAUGGCGGUAUUCGGCGGCGUGCCUCUGUUCUACAUGGAGCUGGCACUGGGGCAGUUCCACCGCAGUGGCUGCAUCUCCAUCUGGAAACACAUCUGCCCCAUCUUCAAGGGUAUCGGCUUCGCCAUCUGCAUCAUAGCGCUGUACAUUGCGUUCUACUACAACACCAUCAUGGCGUGGGCCCUGUACUACCUGCUGGCGUCGUUCCGGCCCACCCUCCCCUGGACCACGUGCUCCAACCCCUGGAACACGGUCAACUGUCUCCGCUACCUGUCCACCGACAGCAACGUCACCUGGACCAACACGUCCACCUCGCCCGCCGAGGAGUUCUAUACGCGUCAGGUACUGCAGGUGCACAUGUCUCCAGGUCUGCACCAGCUUGGCAGUGUGAGUUGGCAGCUGGCUCUCUGCCUCCUGUUCAUCUUCACCAUCGUCUACUUCAGCAUCUGGAAGGGAGUCAAGACCUCUGGCAAGGUGGUGUGGGUGACAGCCACCUUCCCCUACCUUGUCCUGCUGGUGCUGCUCGUUCGUGGGGCCACUCUGCCCGGGGCCUGGAGGGGCGUGGUCUUCUACCUCAAACCUGAUUGGGGGAAACUACUCAGCACCACAGUAUGGAUUGAUGCAGCAGCUCAGAUCUUCUUCUCUCUGGGGCCAGGUUUCGGGGUUCUCCUGGCCUUUGCCAGCUACAACCCCUUUCACAACAACUGUUACAAGGAUGCAUUGCUGACCAGCUCUGUGAACUGCCUGACCAGUUUCCUCUCUGGGUUUGUCAUCUUUACCGUGCUCGGCUACAUGGCUGAGAUGCGCAAAAUAGGUGUGGAGACCGUAGCCAAGGAUGCUGGUCCCAGUCUGCUGUUCAUCAUCUAUGCUGAAGCCAUCGCCAACAUGCCCGCUGCCACCUUCUUCGCCAUUAUCUUCUUCCUCAUGAUCAUCAUGCUGGGGCUGGACAGCACGUUUGCCGGUCUGGAGGGGGUGAUCACAGCCAUGCUGGAUGAGUUCCCCCAGUUGUUGUCUAGGAGGAGGGAGUGGUUUGUCCUGGGCCUGGUGUGUGUCUGCUACCUGGGAGCGCUCUCCACCCUCACCUACGGAGGUGCGUUUGUGGUGAAACUGUUUGAGGAGUACGCCACGGGACCUGCUGUCAUCACUGUCGUCUUCCUAGAAGUCAUCGCCGUUUCCUGGUUCUACGGCACAAGUCGUUUCUGUGCUGAUGUCCAUAUGAUGCUGGGCUUCUCGCCUGGAUUGUUCUGGAGGGUGUGCUGGGUGGCCAUCUGCCCAAUCUUCCUACUGUUCAUCAUUGUCAGUUUCCUGGCAUUCCCCCCGGAGGUCAAGUUGUUUGACUACGUCUACCCACCUUGGACAACUGUUCUGGGCUACUGCAUCGGAGUGUCCUCCUUCAUCUGUGUACCAGCCUACAUGGUGUACCACCUGCUCACUGCCAAAGGGACCUUUAAACAGCGUCUCCUGAAGGGCAUCACCCCUGUACCCAGUGGGCCUCACAGUGACAUUAUCAUCACCCACGCUGUCUGACCCAGUGGUCUGACCAGGCCCGGUGGACUACACCCCCCUCUGCUGGACAUAGAGCACAACUGCAGGACGGGGAGGGUUCGUCCCUUCCCCCGCUUCUCCUCCAGAACCCCCACAGCAGACUUCAGCACUAAGGCACCCCGUCCAUCCCACUGACUCCAGGGGUGAGGUGGAGUGCCGGGCCACACUGUCUGCAGCGUCCCACCCCUCCUCCCGUCAUCUCCCUCCUGGCUCAUUCUGUUAGCUAACCGUUAGCGGCUAAUGGCGUCACUGUUUUCAUACUGGCCCAUGCCGGUCAGAGCAUUUCAACCACCAGACAGAGGGUUUUAGAUGCCACAGCACAAUGACAUGUGUACUGUUACAAUUGGAAUCCAUCCAUUCAGUAUGAUUCAUAAACAUACACACGCACUCUUCCUUGUCUCUGUUCUGUCAGGUCCACUUUUAUAUCACAAACAAACAUCUCACGGCUUCAUUUGACCUUCGAUCCUUGUUUCAUGAGUUCUGCUUUCAGAUAUUUAGCCGGACAUUGACUGCAAAAUCCAGGAAUCUUUUUACAUGUCUAAAUGAAGCCAAAUGUUCCAUGGAUAUUUCUACAGGUAUUUCCAGAUGUGAGCUGUUGUCAUGUUUUAGGAUGACUUGGUGGGAGGUUGUCAGUGUUUCUGAAUGGGAUGGCUGAACCUAUGAAGGGCCUUGAUGAAUGUCAGAGCGUCUCCACACGGUGAAGCGCUGUAUGUUGGUGUAGUAUGACGCACUGCAGUACUGAUUAUGCUCUGUAAGCAUAUCCAGGUUGUUGGGGAACAUAGAGACAAGUUCAGAAGAGAACACAGGGCUUUGUCCAGUCAUAUGUGGGGGGAUUCUUGAGUUGCAGUAUGGAAGGCUCUGUUGUGUGUGUGUGUGUGUGUGUGUGUGUGUGUGUGUGUGUGUGUGUGUGUGUGUGUGUGUGUGUGUGUGUGUGUGUGUGUGUGUGUGUGUGUGUGUGUGUGUGUGUGUGUGUGUGUGUGUGUGUGUGUGUGUGUGUGUGUCAGAAAAAAAAUGGAAGGAACAUGGGAAGAAGCUACCCUGUGCAGAUUAGAAGGAGUCGUGGGUUAUAUUAUUGCAAUAUACAUAUAUAUAUUUAUUUUAAAUAAUAAUUAUUGCUGUCAAAUCUAUGUAUGCUUUCAUGUCAUUUACCAAAAAUUGACAUGCUGAUUUAGUUUGAUUUAGUUUCUUAAUAUGUAAAACACCAUUUACAUGUUAAUUACUUAUAGUGGGAACCAAAUAUCGAUCACAACUAUUUUCAUUUCCAUCGCUCAGUCCUCAAGGUUAUGUCUGAAACAGGUAUCAUCUGUCUUUACUCUCUACCAAAUCAUCUGUUGUGUGUUGGAAUGGGAGUAAAAAUAUGGCAUGUACGUGUGUAUUAAGUGAGUCUUGGUAUCGGUGUAUGUCUCUUUGUUCUGUGAAUACCUGUCUACUCUCUUGAACGCAUUACUGUAUGCCUGUGCGUGCCUCAGACCUGGGUUCAAAUACUAUAGGGAAUCUUUCAAAUACUUUGUGUUUUCUUUGGCCUGCCUAGUGCCAGAUGGGAGGGGUUUGUUUUAGCCUGUCUAGUCCCAGAUGGGAGGGGUUUGUUUUAGCCUGUCUAGUCCCAGAUGGGAGGGGUUUGUUUUAGCCUGUCUAGUGCCAGAUGGGAGGGGUUUGUUUUAGCCUGUCUAGUGCCAGAUGGGAGGGGUUUGUUUUAGCCUGUCUAGUGCCAGAUGGGAGGGGUUUGUUUUAGCCUGUCUAGUGCCAGAUGGGAAGGGUUUGUUUUAGCCUGUCUAGUGCCAGAUGGGAGGGGUUUGUUUUAGCCUGCCUAGUGCCAGAUGGGCGGGGUUUGUUUUAGCCUGUCUAGUGCCAGAUGGGCGGGGUUUGUUUUAGCCUGUCUAGUGCCAGAUGGGCGGGGUUUGUUUUAGGCUGUCUAGUGCCAGAUGGGAGGGGUUUGUUUUAGCCUGUCUAGUGCCAGAUGGGAAGGGUUUGUUUUAGCCUGUCUAGUGCCAGAUGGGCGGGGUUUGUUUUAGCCUGUCUAGUGCCAGAUGGGCGGGGUUUGUUUUAGCCUGUCUAGUGCCAGAUGGGAAGGGUUUGUUUUAGCCUGUCUAGUGCCAGAUGGGAGGUGUUUGUUUUAGCCUGUCUAGUGCCAGAUGGGAGGGGUUUGUUUUAGCCUGUCUAGUGCCAGAUGGGCGGGGUUUGUUUUAGCCUGUCUAGUGCCAGAUGGGAAGGGUUUGUUUUAGCCUGUCUAGUGCCAGAUGGGCGGGGUUUGUUUUAGCCUGUCUAGUGCCAGAUGGGCGGGGUUUGUUUUAGCCUGUCCAGUGCCAGAUGGGCGGGGUUUGCGACUAUUCUAUUUGUUCUAUUGAACCAGGCAAUCAAAUCUGAAGUAUUUGAAAGGAUUUCAAAUAGUAUUUUAACUCAGGAUUGGUGGACGUGUGAGCGUGCAUACCUUGCGUGUGUAUGUGCAAGCGUGCAUACAUGAGUGUGUGCGUGUGUACAUUAUGAACAGAAGUAGCAGUGUCAGACUUUAUGAGUGUGUGCAUGCCAAUGUGUGUAACCUGUGCUUCAACUUGUGUCUAUGAAGUGACCUUCUCUCGUGUUGUACUUCGCCAAAAUAUCCAAUGAAGAUGAUGUUAAAAUCGCUACCUUGUACCUCUCGAGCCUACAUAAUGUAUGAUCUAUGUACGUCUGUAAAAGAUUGUAUUGAGAAAUAAACCUGUAUAGAAGAAAGAUAUAAAUAUAUAUGAAUUAAUAGAUAAAUAAAGUUAAGAUGUAAAUGAGUA